This is a messenger RNA of Didymella exigua CBS 183.55, 1654 nucleotides long. Its product is annotated as NUC189-domain-containing protein. NCBI's taxonomy places the organism in Eukaryota, Fungi, Ascomycota, Dothideomycetes, Pleosporales, Didymellaceae. The record is from RefSeq and is a predicted model, not a curated record. Bases 250 to 1410 code for a protein of 386 amino acids. The transcript has 2 exons. Gene Ontology annotation, cellular component: nucleolus. Gene Ontology annotation, biological process: maturation of SSU-rRNA from tricistronic rRNA transcript (SSU-rRNA, 5.8S rRNA, LSU-rRNA).
GUCAGCGUCUUGAGCGCAUCACGUUGCAGAUAUUGCCCGAGUUUCGACCAAUUUCAGAUGGGACGUGAUGAACCGCGGUACUGACGACCAUUCCUCGCUGCAGGCCACCAUCCCUGCCGCUUGGCCCUAGCGGCAGCUCCACCAAUUUUUUUUUCGGCUGCUGGUUGCACCAUCUUGCGCUCUGCUUCAGGCCGCGACAACACCUCGCACACUGCAGCCUCGCCAAGUGCACUGCACGAAUCGCUCAACAUGCCCGCCGCCGUUUCCUCUCGCACGACCAAGCCAAACAAGGCUGGCCGCGACACAGCACCGCCUGCGAAAAAGGCAAAGCUCGCCCAGUCGCCCGCCGCAACCCGCCCGAAUGGUCUCAAGUCACUACUCAACGGUGGUGCCGCAAAGCCAACAGCACGAUUGAACGGUUCCAAGAAUGCGCGCAACACAAAAGUCGACGAGUCUGCCGCCGUUGUCGGCGGAGGCCAGGCCGGCCAUGGUGACGUCGACAUGGAGGAUGCUGGAAAGGACGUGAUCGAGAUCAGCAGCGCCGAGGAAGAAAGCCACUACUCCAGCUCAGACGACGAGAAGGACGAUGCAGCGCCGGCUGUCAACGGCGAGGGAGACGACGAGGUUGCAGACCCGGAAGAGCUCUCGUUUGGCGACAGGCUGCGCGCACAAGAGCCUGAGCCUGUUACAGAGUCGCGCAUUGUCGACGUAGAGAGCACCUUUGGCGCAAACGACCCACGAGCAUUGGCAGCAACGUCCACCAACCGUCCUCUCUCUGCCCCCUCAGCCUCGUCCCUCGGGACGGUCCUCACCCAGGCUCUGCGCACAAACGACCAGGAGCUCCUCGAAUCGUGCCUGCGCGUUAUCGACAUCGACACAAUCUACGCUACAGUGGAGCGCCUGCCCUCGCCGUUGGUCGGCAACCUGCUGCAGAAGCUUGCUGAGCGCCUACACAAGAAGCCUGGCCGCGCAGGUGUACUCAUGGUCUGGGUGCAGUGGUCGCUCGCUGCCCACGGUGGCUACCUGGCAAGCCAGCCUCAGCUGGUCAGACAGCUCGCAACAUUGAACAAGGUGCUCAAGGAGCGUGCCAGUGGACUGCAGCCAUUGCUUUCACUCAAGGGCCGUCUGGACAUGCUUCAGGCCCAGCUUGAGCUCAGAAGGAGGAACCAGAAGAAGGCUGCCGGUGACGAUGAAGACGAAGCAGUCAUUUACGUCGAGGACGAGGGCAGUGAAGACUCUGAGGAUCUGAUCGAUGACGAGGCCGAGGAGACCGACGAUGAUGCUGGCGACGACAUGUCAGAGCCCAUGAGCGACGACCUCGAUGACGGCGAAGGUGUCUCUAGCGAAGAGGAGUCGAAACCAGCAAAGAGGUCCACAAUCGGUCGCGCUGGCUUGAAGAGCCGCCGCUAAACGAGACAUUUCGAAGGCUACGAUGUGUAAGAAUGUACGGCAACCUGCGGUUCAAGGCGGUCGCUCACAUACUUUUAUACAUACCCUUGUCAAAUUCCUUCUACAUUGUAUGGCUGCAUGAGGACACGAAACGUCCCGCACCCCGGCGUUCUACGGAUUGGAAAAGCGUCUCUCUUCACGACGCUUGCACUUGGUGUUUGCAUAGCCCUGGAAUAUACUGUCACAUUCUGUCGUCUACACAUUG